This is a messenger RNA of Zasmidium cellare ATCC 36951, 1473 nucleotides long. RefSeq lists its product as uncharacterized. Gene Ontology annotation, molecular function: monooxygenase activity. Gene Ontology annotation, biological process: secondary metabolite biosynthetic process. The record is from RefSeq and is a predicted model, not a curated record. NCBI's taxonomy places the organism in Eukaryota, Fungi, Ascomycota, Dothideomycetes, Mycosphaerellales, Mycosphaerellaceae. Bases 1 to 1473 code for a protein of 490 amino acids. The transcript has 4 exons.
AUGGCCGGAGAUGGCGCAGAGCCAAAGCCUGUGGGCUCAUACCCACAAACAGGAAUUGAUGUCUUGAUCAUUGGAACUGGACUCGCAGGAUUGACAGCGGCACUCGAAUGCACGCGAAAAGGACACAAGGUCCGCGUCCUGGAGCGCAAUGAGACAAUCAACACGCAGGGAGACAUGUACUUCAUGGGCCUGAGCGCUACCAGAUUCUUCAAGCACUGGCCAGAGAUGAAAGCCGAGUACGACUCCAUUGGCCUGCACAAUGCUUGGAUCGAGACGUUCAAGCACAGCGGCGAGCAGAUGGUGCCACCUCUUUCAGUCGCUGAGAGACUUCGCGAUGCAGGACUGGACCCCAACACUCCUCCCGGCACCUUUCAAAUGCGACCACUGAUCUACCGAAUGUUCGUUCGCCAGGUUGAGAAGCUUGGUGUGGACAUUGAGUUCAACAGAAAAGUGGUGGAUUUCUUUGAAGACGAGGCUCGUGGAAAAGGCGGCUGCAUCACAGACGAUGGCAAGAAGUACGAGGCGGACGUGGUGAUCGCGGCGGAUGGAGUGGGAUCAAAAUCCCAAAAGCUCGUGGGUGGCCAAGUGCGAGCGAGACCUUCUGGCCGUGCUAUGUGGCGAGCUGCUUUCCCUAGAGAGCACCUGGACCAAAACCCCGAAGUCAAGGAAUUCUUCAAGCUGGUCGGCCCAGACGGUGACAACCCGAUCGUUCGAACGUUCCUAGGUCCUGGCACAUACGCCCUGACCCUGACUCGCCCCGACACCAUGAUCUGGAUCAUGAACCACAACGCAACCACCUCCUCAGCCGAGAACUGGAACAACAAAAUCGACUCCGCCGAAGUCCUCUCCCAAAUGGACGAAGGCGUCGGCCCCAACCCCUGGGCCCCCAUCUUCAAGUCCCUAGUAAAAUGCACCCCACCCAAAACCAUCGUCAAUUUCGAACUCCUCUGGCGCGACCCCCAACCCAGCUGGACCUCCCCGUCCGCGCGCGUCAUCCAAAUCGGCGACGCCGCACACUCCUACCUCCCCGCCUCGAGCAACGGCGCGACGCAGGCGAUCGAAGACGCCGUCUCCCUCGCCUCGUGCUUGCAGCUGGGAGGGAGGGAGAACAUCCCCGAAGCGGUCCGCUCUCACAUCAGAUUCCGCUUCAUCCGCAACGCCUGCGCGCAGAAACUCGGCUUCUCCAACGCUGAACUCCUCCAGGAGACCGACUGGUCCAAAGUCAAACUCGACCCCCGCCGCGCACAACCCAAACUCCCCAAAUGGGUCUGGUCGCACGACCCGGAGAAAUACACGUACGAAAACUACCACCGCAACGUCGAGAAUAUGAACAAGGACAUUCGCUUCGAUGAGAGUGAUGUGCCCCCGAAUUUCCCGCCUGGGUACAAGUACGAGCCGUGGACGAUCGAUUGGGUCAUGGAUUGUAUGUAUAAGGGCGUGCCGGUGGAGUUGGGGGCGGGGCAGUGGGAGUGA